This is a messenger RNA of Ambispora gerdemannii, 1263 nucleotides long. The record is from the annotation of a GenBank genome assembly. NCBI's taxonomy places the organism in Eukaryota, Fungi, Glomeromycota, Glomeromycetes, Archaeosporales, Ambisporaceae.
AUGGUCGCGAAUAAUUAUAAUGAAGAAUCAAUUGACGCAUAUGAUGUACGACGUUCUAGAGAAAGCCGUGUAAAAUUAGCAAUUUUGAUUAUUAUUGGAGUUUUAAUUGCUGGUUUUGCUACUUGGAAUAUUUGGCGGAUGGUGGAGGCUAUACAGUCUCCUGUUGUCAGUGUAAGAAAUGCGAAUCGAGCUGAAAUACCAGGUGAACCCUGUAACGAAUAUCUUACAAACGCAAGAUAUGACGGCACCAAUUUUGUAAAUAUGAAGGGUUUUUAUAACCUAACUGGGCAAUUUUGCUAUAUCUUUGACCCUCAAAAGCCUGCCAAUGAUUCAUCAGGCCCACCUCUUAAAUAUAAUAAUGCGACACAGAAAAUUGCAUUGGCUUUAUAUUCCAGUAAAAAAGCGAAUAAUACACUAGGAGCAAUUACAAAUGAUGAAUGGUAUUUCUUUGGCGUAUUCACUGAGCGGGAAGAUCCUACCAAAGUUAGAUUUCAAAUAGUGAAAAUGCCUGCAAUAUCUUAUCUUUACUUUAAACGUACCGAGAUAAAGCAAAACAUCAAUCUAGAUGCGAUCACUGGUGGCGGUACAGGAGAUACAGCAUACGAUCCAACUGCAGAUGUGCAACUGGACACGUCAUUUACCAGUUUUGAAAUAUCUGGAUUUGGCAUUGGCCCUACUCUUUGGUGUAUUUUCCGAAUUAUUCCGCAAAAUUAUAAAACUGAUCCAAAGACAGACACACAAAUUUAUCCCAUUCAAAUGUGGUUUAGACGUGUUGAAUUCACAUUGUUGCAAUUGACUGCUAACAUGGGUGGUUUUGUGAGUAUUCUAAGCGCAAUUUAUUUCAUUCUGCUCGGAUCGAGACGUGUUGAUCCGUGGGGUGUAGUUCAGAGAUAUGUAAUUCCACCUGCUUAUACACCAACCGUAUUCCCAUACACCGAUACAAAGCAUCAUCCACAGGAUGAUCCAUCGUCAAAUACACCACAUACACAAGCUGAAACCUUAUACGGUAAUUUAUCGGAGACUCAGAAUUCACAGAGAUUUGGUGGUACAUCUACAUCAUCAUCAGUAUAUCAACCUAGCGAAGUUGGGGUAGUUCCAGGAAUGUAUCUACCUCAAGAUGAUUACAAUGAUCCACAAAUUCAGCGUUUAAGAAAUGAAUUAAGGGCCGAAAUACAAGGAAUAAUUGCUCAGGAAAUUGGAAAAUUGAGAGUAUACUUGAGUAAAUAUUAUUUCCGGGAUCUUGCACCAGAGGAAUCACCAUAA